Lachnellula hyalina is the source of this 2571-nucleotide messenger RNA. RefSeq names its product RNA polymerase II subunit A C-terminal domain phosphatase (gene fcp1). Gene Ontology annotation, cellular component: nucleus. Gene Ontology annotation, molecular function: RNA polymerase II CTD heptapeptide repeat phosphatase activity. Bases 1 to 2571 code for a protein of 856 amino acids. The transcript is spliced from 4 exons. The record is from RefSeq and is a predicted model, not a curated record. Lineage: Eukaryota; Fungi; Ascomycota; Leotiomycetes; Helotiales; Lachnaceae.
AUGAUUCUCUCCCUCGGUCCUCAGCUGAAGUAUCCUAUAACUAUCAACCGGAUACUCAAAAAGAAGGGCGAUUCCGUCAAGAAGCAAGAGAAUAUCUUAGAAUACACAUUCACGUGGCUGAAGACAGUCGGUGAUAGUACCUCGGAAUGGAAUCAAUGGCAAGAAGAACAAACAACGAUUGCGGACUGGGAUAGUCCUGUGGACGGCAGCAUCAAGCAAUGGAAGCUGAGGGAAGGAAUGGUCAUCACGAAGGAUAUGCCCUUUGUGGAGAUUGAGGAGGCGUGUCCGCAUUCGGUGCAGUUCCAGGGACUCUGCGGCAUGUGCGGCAAGGAUAUGACAGAGAUGUCGUGGGCGAGCGCGGGUGACGAUACGGAGCGCGCAAAGAUCAACAUGAUCCACGACCAGACGGCGCUGCGCGUUAGCCACGAAGAGGCAUCGAAAGCGGAACAGGAGACACAACGGCGGUUGCUGCAGCAUAGGAAACUGUCGCUGGUGGUGGAUCUCGAUCAGACUAUCAUACAUGCUUGUAUUGAGCCUACCGUUGGAGAGUGGCAGAGCGAUCCGACUUCGCCGAAUUAUGAGGCUGUUAAGAAUGUGAGGUCUUUCCAGUUGAAUGAUGAUGGUCCGAGGGGCGUGGCUUCAGGAUGCAAUUACUAUAUCAAGAUGCGACCUGGCCUGAAGGAGUUCCUAGCUAGCAUUGCGGAGCUAUACGAACUACACGUCUACACAAUGGGUACUCGAGCAUACGCCAUAAAUAUUGCCAAGAUCGUGGACCCGGACAAGAAGUUAUUUGGAGAUCGAAUUAUCAGCAGAGAUGAGAACGGCAAUAUGACGGCAAAGAGUCUGGCACGAUUGUUCCCCGAGAAUACGAAGAUGGUGGUUAUUAUUGAUGAUCGUGCGGAUGUGUGGCCAAGUAAUAGGCUCAAUCUGAUCAAAGUCGUUCCAUAUGACUUCUUUGUUGGAAUCGGAGACAUCAACUCGAGCUUUUUACCAAAGCGCGAGGAAUUGCCAAAACCCGAUGCGCCGAAGAAGCUCUCGAAGUCGGAAACAGAAAAGACAGCAGAAAACCCAACCGAGGAUGAUGCUCCAGCAGCGCCAAAGCUAGCCGAGGAAGAGAAGAAGGAUGAAUCAAAGCCUAGCCAAGGAGGCAAGGUUAGCGCAUUAGAAGAGCUUGUCCGAAUGGGUGGAGGCGACGAUCAACAAUUACUACAAGAGCAAACAGCAGAGCAAGAGAAGUUCUUAGAGAAGCAAAUCAAGGACCGGCCAUUACUUCACAUGCAAGAGGAGCUCGAGAAGGGAGAGAGCGAUGAAGUCGAAACCGAGGCCACGGAGGAGAAAGAGAAGAAUGGAGAGGCGACACAGGAGCCACAUCCGCAUCACAGACACAAGAUAUUGAACGACAACGAUGAUGAACUUAUUCAUCUGCAACAACAUCUUACGGCAGUGCAUAAAGCUUUUUACGAUGAGUAUGAUGGCAAACUUGUCAAUGCUCAUGGAGGCCGAAUUGCGCAGCUUAAGCCAGGACACAACAAGAAGGUGUCCAUCAAGGGGGAUAAGGCAGAUCUUCAGAUAGUUCCUGAUGUUGCUAUUGUAAUGCCGCGGCUCAAGAAGCAAACAUUGGCUGGUUGCGUAAUUGUGAUGUCGGGGCUAGUGCCGUUGGGGGUUGAUUUAUUAAGGUAUUUCAAUUCAUUUACAACUCAGAUAUCACAUGAUGAUGCUAUCAAGGAGUCGGGAAUUAUGCUGGAUGCUGACGUUGUUGAAACAUUUAGGUCUGAGAUCGCUCUACAAGCGGAAAGCUUCGGGGCUAAAGUCGAAAUCAAGGUCUCGAAGAAAAUCACACACCUUGUCGCUUCGACGAAUAGGACACGUACGACCAAAGUUCGGCAAGCGGCUCGAUAUCCAAAUAUCAAGAUCGUGAACCAAUUAUGGCUCGUAAAUUCCAUGAGCAAGUGGGCGAAGGAGGAUGAGAACGAAUAUCUCGUCCACAUUUCCGAAGCAGACCGCAAACCCCGCGACGGCGACCUUUCCAGCGGCACGGAAGGAGUCCAUGCCUCUGACGAAUCCUCCGAUGAAGAUGACAUCCCUGCUGGCAGCCAGUCGGUCAGCAGCAGCAGCGAAGAUGAAGACGCGGAAGGCGUCAUCCCUAGCGAUAUCGAAGGGCACUCUCCAAUCGACGACUUAAAGGGCUUCAAUUGGGACGAAGUCGACGAUGAGCUCGCGGAAUUCAUGGGCAGUGAUUCGGAGAGUGAAAACGACAGUGAUAGGGAGAGCAUUAGGGGAAUGAAGAGGGCGAGGAGUGAGAAGAGCGAUGAUGGCGAGGAUAGUGAUGAGAGUACGAGCCGUCUGGUUAAGAAGCAAAAUACGGCGAAGAGCAGAAUGACGGGCUUGAAGAGUGUAAAGACGCCGCAGAGCAUCAGUAGUCUUCCUACACCAGGUGUUACAGGGGAUGAAGAGGAUGUGGUAGAGGAUGAUAGUAGUAUUGGAGAUGACCUGGAGAAGGAAAUGGAGGCGGAAAUGGAGGCAGAGUUGGCGCGCGAGGAGGAGGAAGAGGCUAAGAGUGGUGGUGGCUAG